AUGGACAAUCGAAGGUCACUGGGUGAUGGAGAAGACACGGCCUCUGCUGAGGCCUCAGAUAUGGACCUCGAGCAUGUUGGAGAAACCACAGAAAGCAGCCAGAGCGACUCCACAGCAGAGACUAGCGUUCACUCACUGGAGCGCACAGAACACAACACAAUACAGAUGGACAUGGACAGUCUGGGACAGCUUUUCGAGCUCAGCAUCCGGCGAGUGUCCCGCCUGGAGAAGCAGAGAGACGAGCUGAUCCAGGAGCUGCUCUGCCUGCAGGAGCCGUGGCUGCAGAUUGUGCAGCACCUGAGGGGGAAGUUGUCGAUGGCACGCAGGCAGCUGUCUUUAGUCCAGCUGGACUUCAUAGCUGUUCACGAGGAAGCGCAGCAGGUGAAGAGGAAGCUGUUUGCCACAGCCAGAGGCUGCAUCCAGAGCCAGGUGGCUCUGGCGGCACAGGAGUACGAGGUGUCGCAGUCUGCCGUCACACAGGAGGAGCUGAAGACUCGGAUCCAAAGUCUGUCACAGGAGCUGUCCGACCUGCAGGAAGUCCACCAGACCCGGCUGAAGACCCUCAGGGACCAGGCCUCGGGGCCCCGCAGGCCCAGGGCCAUGAGUGACGUGGGCCUGUGCCGCCAGGCCUCCCUCAAGCUGCAGCGGCGGCUGAGCUGCAGCGUGACGGCCCUGGAGGCCUGGUACGAGCCCCGCCUCACGGCCCUGCUCAGGAGACGGCAGGCCGGCGAGGAGGCCCUGAGGAAGAGCAGGGAACAGUCGGGCGACCUGAGGGUCCGUCUGGGGCCCCUGAGAGAGGAAAUGCAGAGACUCGGGGUGCAGAGAGCCUGUCUGGAACAGAGGAUCUCUCUCCUGGAGGCAGAGCGACGGGAGAGCAUCCAGCAACACCAGGAGACUGUAGAUAAAUAUAAAGAGACUUUGAGAGCGCUCCAGCUGGAGUUCGAUGUCCAAAGAAAAUCCAAAGAAGACUUGGAGGAUCUUAAGAACGGCCUUUCAGCAGAGCUGGCCUUCCUGAGAGGCUGCGAUGAAUCCAGGCAGGCCAUACCAGAGGAUCAACGAUGAGAAAGAUCAUCACUUCUUAAACCAGGAAAUCACACCGGAAAUC
Messenger RNA from Salarias fasciatus (jewelled blenny), 1105 nucleotides. RefSeq names its product syncoilin-like. The record is from RefSeq and is a predicted model, not a curated record. Lineage: Eukaryota; Metazoa; Chordata; Actinopteri; Blenniiformes; Blenniidae. Bases 1 to 1062 code for a protein of 353 amino acids. Gene Ontology annotation, cellular component: intermediate filament. The transcript is spliced from 4 exons.